Molecule: messenger RNA, 903 nt
Organism: Adineta steineri
Lineage: Eukaryota; Metazoa; Rotifera; Eurotatoria; Adinetida; Adinetidae
Source: the annotation of a GenBank genome assembly
AUGUAUAAGAAUAUAAUUAUUGUCGGUGCUACUGGAAGGUAUCUUGGAAAAAAAAUAACAAGUAGUUUUCUUAAAAGACAAGAUGAUUUUAAUGUCUCAAUUCUUUUGUCGAAAAAAGCAAUGGAGGAUGAAGAAAAAAAGAAAUUUUUUGAAGAUUUUCAAAAACAAGGUGCUAAACUUAUUUUUGGUGAACUUGAUGAUCCUAUUGGACUUGAAAAAUCUCUUGAAGGAAUCGAUGUUGUUAUUAGUCUUUUAACUGGUCAUGAUCAAGAAAUACUUUUCAAUGGACAAAAAUCUCUUAUUGAAGCAUCAAAAAAAGCACAUGUAAAACGAUUUAUUACAUCAGGUUAUGGAAUGGAUUUAUCUCGAAUUAAAGAAAAUGAAUGUUAUUAUUAUGUACCCAAACAACGUAUUGAAAGUCUUUUAGAAAAUGAUUCAUCAAUUGAACAUACAUUUAUUGCAACUGAACUUUUUGCAGAAUUUCUUUUUACACCUGAUUUUGGUAUUGAUAUAAAACAACGAAUUAUCAAAUCAUUUGGUCCAUCAGAUAUGAAAAUUUCUACAACAUAUACAGAUGAUAUCGCAUUACUUUUACCUGAUAUUAUUUUAUCAGAUGAAAGUAAAAAUGCACGUAUUAAUAUUGCAAGUUUUACAACAACAUUUAAAGAAAUUCAUCAAGUAGCUGAAAAAGUUACUGGAGAAAAAUUUCAAUUUGUUGAAGAUCGAUCAUAUGAAAAUCUUACUAAGGAAGAAUUAUAUAAACAAGUUUUUGAAUUUGUUAAAACUGUUUAUGCAAGAGGAGAGGGAUAUUUUGAUAAACCAUUUAAUAAAAUUCAUCCAAAACUUUCAAAAAUUCCAACAACGACCCUUGAAGAUUAUAUUAAAAUAAAACUCAGUGAAUAA